Messenger RNA from Bombyx mori (domestic silkworm), 2988 nucleotides. Its product is annotated as putative inorganic phosphate cotransporter. Gene Ontology annotation, molecular function: transmembrane transporter activity. The transcript has 10 exons. Gene Ontology annotation, biological process: transmembrane transport; monoatomic anion transport. Bases 100 to 1614 code for a protein of 504 amino acids. Lineage: Eukaryota; Metazoa; Arthropoda; Insecta; Lepidoptera; Bombycidae. The record is from RefSeq and is a predicted model, not a curated record. Gene Ontology annotation, cellular component: membrane.
CGUCUUACAGUCUAGACGAAACAUUUCAUAUGAUUUUACACGAAAAUAACAUUGUUUGAUUGAGAAAAAAUCAUCGAAAAUAAUUUUCAAAAGCUAACAAUGGAUGUCGAAUUUUUGAGAUACCAAUUCAGCGAUGGAUACACUGGAGUUAUUUCUAAACAAAGAUUUAAGGUCGGAAUACGACACGUGCAGAUCCUUUAUAUGUUCGUUGGAGCUAUCGUCAUUGGACUAGUGAGGGGGAGCAUAGGUGUUGCUGUAUUGGCCUUAAACGAUGAGGAUCGCCGACAUGAUACUUAUUUAGAGAUUCACAAUUGGGAUAAAAGAAUUCAAGGAGCAGUAAUGUCGUCAUUCUUCUUUGGAUACGCAGUGAUGCUAGUACCAGCUGAUUUGUUACUGAGGAAAAUUGGUGGGAAAAUCGUUUGCACAGCCAUAUUCGUUGUCAAUGGAGCUCUAUGUGUUGCUAUGCCUACAAUUGUUAAUAAAGGUGGAUGGGUGGCAGCAUCGAACGCACAGUUGUUCAUGGGAAUGGCACAUAGUUGCUUCUCCACUGUUUACGAGACCUUGAUAGAACGAUGGCUACCACCGAACGAAAGGAAUACUUACAGUCAUUUUAUUUAUGGAGGUAUACAAUUAGGAAUCAUAAUAGGGCUACCAAUCUCUGGUUUACUGUCUCAAACACGUCUUGGCUGGGAAUUUAUUUACUACGCCUUGGCCAUGGCGACUUUGUCUAUGGCAGUAGUUAUAGGGACACUGACUGCUAGCUCAUUUGAAGGACAUCAGGCUAUGGGGGAUGGUGAAAAAGAGUUUAUAAGAGACGCUAUGACUUUGUAUAAAAAGAAAAAACUGAUUAGACCUUUUAGAUCUAUAUUGGAAUGCAAAAAGUUCUGGGCUGUGACAGUAGCUCACUCAGCGAGCAAUGCUUUAUUUAUUUUUUACUUGAUCUUCGUUCCUGUCUUCUUGGAAACGCUAAAUGUUUCUCUUAAAGAUGCUACCUUUUACACUAUGAUGUCAUUUCUGACAAUGUGGUUGGUUUACUUAACGACUUCUCCUACAGUAGAGUGGGUGGCUGGCUCCGAAAUCGUAAACUAUAUUAUGAGUACUACAUGUCUCAGGAAAAUAAUUAACACCUUGGGUGCCCUCGGUAUCAUAAUAGGUUUAUCGAUUCUACCCAAUUUAACGCAGGAACGGACUAACGUGGCAGUUAUUGUAUUAAUAGCAAUAUUAGGAUUGCUUGGCUUCCAAUUAACCGGUUUUUUGAGUAAUUAUCAAGACAUGACAGAAAACUACAGUGGGACCCUCAUAAUGCUAAGCAGCACUAUCAGCGGCUUCGUAGGAGCUGUCAUCCCAUUCCUAUUCAGCUUUUUCUUGUAUACAGAGCCGAUCCAUCUCUCUCAAUGGAAAGCGGCGUUCUAUAUAUUGGCAGCGUAUUAUAUGGGAUGCAAUGCUGUUUAUGUUUUAUUCGCGAGCAAUAAGCGACAACCGUGGGACGGUAACUCUGGCAGGAAAACGGGACAUUACAACCACAGCUACAGCUAUGGUAUGGGUAAAUUACAUGAUGACAUGAUGAAGGAUAUAUUAUGGAAAAGAACAGCUCUUAUUUUCCAAAAUGUUUGAUGUGAUUUUGCUCUGUUAUCUAUAUAUUAAUACGUGAAGCAAAAACUUUGUAUCCCUUUUUACGAAAAUUGCGCGGACGGAGGAGUAUGAAAUCUUCCACACUUAUCGAGAAUAUAGAGAAGAAGUGCACAAUGCUAAUAUUUUUUUUAAAUAAUGCAUAAAAUAUAAUAAAGAAAACAUUACACACACUACCAUGUAUUUGACGCACACACGCAUGCAUACUAUUUAUUGUCAAACUUUUGUUCUUGACCUCUGUUGUCAAAUUGAGAAUAGAUUAAAUAUUGUUUGUCUUUGUAUAAUAUUUUUUAUAGUGUAGUCUUGGCGAAAUUUGUGAUUAUAGAAGUAUAAAAUACAAUCAUAAUAGCGUACAAACUUACAAUUCCAAUUAAUUAUAGUUGAAUUUCGACUACUGCGGGACCUCUAGUAUGUUCUUAAUGUAUCUGAAAAUGCAAUGUAAGGAGCACGACGUAAUGCAGCUUAGUUAGGUUUCCGAUAGGUCACGCAGUUCAAUUCUAACCGCGCUCCCGGUGACACUUGCCCCAAUUAAUUUCUCAAAUGUUUUAAUUAUUAGAAUUAAAUAAACUUCUUUUUUUUUUAAAAGCUUUUCUGAUAAAUCUUCGCAACAGCUCGUUCAUAAAAUAAUACUUUUGAUUGCAUUAGAUGGGUGGAAGUUUUUAGGGACCAGUUAUUCAACCUAUAUACAUGAAAAAAUAUAUACCGUCUUCCGUCUUGAGUAAUGAAGUUGAAGCUUGUAAGUUACAUUAGAUAGCGGAAAACGUUGUAUUAUGCCAAAAUUGUGGCACCCACCUAUGCGGGCACAUAAAUACUUCCUACCCCGAGGAAUAUUUACCCUUUUAUUUAACAUAAUGAAAUAUGGUAUCAGAGACAGAUAAUGCGAAAUACUUAAAUUAUUUCUUAAAAAAGGAUGUUUUUACAGUUGUUUCUCUUAUCCACAAAGUGUACUGUAUACUAAUAGCUUCAAGUUAUGAUGAAAUAAAAGCUGCUUUUGCCUACGCGGAGAGUAUUAUAAAUUGAUAAAAAGUAGCAGCGGCUUGUUGCGGUAGGCAGCGGCUUGGCUCUGCCCCUGGCAUUGCUGAAGUCCAUGGGCGACGGUAACCACUCACCAUCAGGUGGUACUCACCGUAUGCUUGUCUGCCUACAAAGGCAAUAAAAAAAUAAUAAAAAAUACGUCGUAGAGGCGACGUCGUGUCAUCAUAUUUGUUAACUCAGUUUUUUCUUUCGUAGACUCCAAUCACAUUCAACUCGAGGAGUUUUCACACUCAAAACUUAUACAAGAGGAAAACGGUGCAAUGAUUUAAGGAGACGUAAACCAAUAAACAAUUGACUGAUAAAUAAUAAAAUAUGUUACAAAAA